CCCGCCCUCGCCCCCUCCCCCACCCGGCUCCUGUUGGAGCUAACGAGAAACAUCCCAGCCCCCGCUUUGACCACUUCCAAAAUGGCGCCGUGCUGGCUUCACGCCUUGGAGAAGCGCCAACAUGCGUUUCCCUCAACAAAGAUGGCGGAGAGGUCGCUCGCCUCGGCCGAGCCCUGCCCCAGGCUGCUGCUCAGGGAAGCCCGUCCCGUCCCGUCGCGGAGCGGCCCCCGCGGAGCAGCGCGGCUGAGGGCUGGCGGGCACCUCCAGGAGCCCGUGUCCGCACUCUCUCACGGAUCCGAGGGCUCUUGGCUGCGGGAACAACUUGGGCCGCGCCUGCACGGGGCAGCGCUGGGGCAGCGGGGCCAAGGGUCUGCCGCCCCCGGGGAAGGGGCACGGCGCCGCCGAGAGACCUGCGCCCCGAGGCAGGCGCAGCUGCGGAAGCGGGGAGGCUGCCGGCGGGCAGCGCGUGCGCGGGAGGCGCCCCGACGCCCUGAAGCUCUUCUGCCAGGCGGGCGAAGCCCCGUCCCUGGGCUGCGAUAGACCCGGGCGCGCGGACAUCGCUGCGGUUCCCGUCGGGGAGGCUGCCCGCUGGCACUGCGGGGCGGGGCAGGGCACAGCUGUCCCACGACCCCGACGGCUCCAGCUGCUCUGCAGUCGGGCAACCCCAUGUGUGAGCGAGCGAUGGGACCAGAGCCCGGAAGUGCUGCCAGAGCCACCCCUAGGGCACAGGGAUCGAGGCAGCCGUGCUUUUGCGGGGCCCACGGAGCUGGGCAGAGCGGCCGCAGCCCGCCCCACAGGGCGCGCCUGGAGCUCAGCCCCGCGCCGCGGAAGAAGCACGGAGCCCCCCGCUUUGCAGGCGUACCACAGCCCCACAGCAAGUUUUGUCCAAGACACUACCAACUUUCUACAGAAACUUAAAAGCAUAGACCACCCACCCAGCAACACCCUCCUAGCCACCAUGGACGUUACCAGCCUAUACACCAACAGCCCACACCAGGAUGGCAUUCAAGCCUGCCGUACAUAUCUACAGGAACAAGAUUACAACUCAGAAUACAGACCCAAAGAUAUUACUGUCCUUAUACACUUCAUCCUCACACACAACAAUUUCACUUUUAAUAACCAACACUUCCUCCAGACGAUGGGAACAGCUAUAGGCACUAAAAUGCCCCACAGUAUGCCAACCCUUUUAUGAGCCACCUGGAAGAAGACUUCCUCAAGAACUGCACCAUCAAACCCUUGCUAUACUUAUCAAUGACAUCUUCAUCAUUUGGACUGAAAACCUGCAAUCUCUGAUUGAGUUCCACCAGAAAUUCAGCAAUCCCCAUCCCCCCAUCCGACUUUCUCUAGAAUACUCCAGCACCAACAUCUCCUUUCUAGACACGAUGGUCAGUAUCCAGAAGGGUAAAAUACAGACCACAGUAUACAAGAAACCCACAGACCAACAUACAUAUCUGCACAGAACCAGCAAUCACCCGAAACACACCAAAAAACCUGUGAUAUACAGCCAAGCCCUCAGAUCCCACCGCAUCUGUACUGAAGAGCACACCCGGGAUCGCCACCUCACCAAUCUUAAAAAGGCUUUCACCCAGCAAGGACACUCCUCCAGAGAGAGAGAUCGCACGUUUGAAAGAGCCACCCGGAUACCACGUGAAGAAUUACUGCAGUACAGAAGAAACCCCCCCACAAAUCGCACACCACUGGUUAUGACAUAUCACCCCUCCCUUGAACCCGUACAGAAAAUCCUCAAACAACUGCAACCCAUACUAGAAAGAGACCCAAUUCUUAAAGAGAUCUUCCCAGAGCCGCCCAUCCUAGCCUUCAAACUAGCACCGAACCUCGCCAACCUCAUCACCAGAAGCAAACUUCCUCAAGCCCAGACCACACCAAAAGGAUCCAGACCGUGCCAGGACAAGAAAUGCAAAACCUGCCAACACAUCUCCACCACCCCCACUAUUACUACACCCCACAACAGAGCCAUCAGCAUCCCUGGAUCUUACAGCUGCACCUCCAGAAAUGUGAUAUAUCUCAUCCAAUGCACCAAAUGCCCUGAUGGAAAAUACGUGGGGAGUCCAGACAACAACUGCGCACCAGAACGAACGCACACCGGAAAUCCAUCAAAGGCAGGAAUACCCAAUCACUGGUGGGGGCACAUUUCUAACAAGAAAACCACUCUCUCUCCAAUCUUGCAGUCCCGAUCCUCAAAGGAAACGUACACAACACUUCCCACAGACGAGCCUGUGAACUCCACUUCAUCAGCCUCCUGGAUACUGAAUAUCAUGGACUAUAGAAAUUGGAUUGAUGACACAUUAUAACCUGCCUGACAUCUGACUCCCCAGGAGCGAAUCCAGAGCCUGAGGAAGCAGAGAGAGGAGCUGCAGGGGCUGAAAUGUGCAUGGGAGCAGGAGAGUAAAGAGCUCCUGAGGCAGACGGAGCUGGAGAGACAGCUGGUGUUGUCCGAGUGUGAGUGAGGGGCUGCACUAGCUCCUGGAUGAACACAAGUGCCUCUUGAUGGCCUGGCUGGGAGAGCUGGGCUUGGAGAUUGUGAGGAGGAGGGAGGAAAAUGCCACUGGCCUGUGCAAGGACACUGCCCGCCUGAGCGCCCUGAUCACGGAGCUGGAAGGGAAGUGUCAGCAGCCAGCGCCUGAGCUCCUGCAGGGUGUCAGAAGCACUGUGAGCAGGUACGUUUGGGUUUAAUUUCAUCCCUCCUGAUGCAUUGGCCAGGACUAGGCUGCGGCCUCAGCUGCCAGCUCUCGCCUGUGGAGCAGUCUCUGCUCUGGAUCCAGCCUCCACCAUCCCUGUGGCCCUCAGGAUGCUGCUGCCACCCUGUGACCCAGCUUGGGCAAGGGAUUGCCCCACAGUCCUGAGCUGAAUAAGCCCCUCCUGGUGGCCUGGAUGGGAUCUGGCCUCUGUAAUGGCUGCAAGUCUGUCCCAUGAAGGGCUUUGGGGUUUGUGGGGAGGGAACCAAAUGUUUUACCCCAAGCCCCAGUGGGAUAGGGUCAGUGGUCAGAGACCUCACCAGUGACCAGGCCCCUUGGAGACUGGGAAUGAGACUGAGGGCAGCUGGGCCUGGAGAAUGGGCCCCUCUUAGUCCAGGAGCAGCCCCUCCAUGCCUCAGAGAGGCCUGUGGUCAGGCCACGUUAAGGGGGCUCACUCAGGCUGCCACUCCCUGGCCUGCAUUUUCUCUGUGGAUGGGCCAAAGCCAGGGCCUGUUAGGGGUGUGAACAUCUCCAACCCCUGCACAGUCCCACUGGUACAAGCCAUACAGGAAACAGCGCUGCUUUGUUGGUGUGAGCUGUGGCCGCACAAGAAGGGUUUGCUGCCUGAGCUCUGCUGGAGCAACUCAGAUUGAAACCUGAGUACAAACAUCACCUUCCUGCCCCACAGGGCUGGGAGCCAGCAGGCUGUGCAGCCCCCAACUGGCCUGUCAGAGGCCCUACCCUGUGGCCUGAGCUCCUACCCAUUUCCUCUUGUGGCCUUGUGGAUGUGGGAACUUGGGGCUGAGGAUUGAGAAGAAUAAUUGCUCUGUGUCUCUCUACCUCUCUGCAGGGCUGAGGAGGUGAUGCCUCUGCAUCCAGCCCCCACGUUCCCUGGGCAGGACAGGAGAAUUGGGGAGAGCAAGCCGCAGGAGGCUCUGAUGAGAUUCCUGGGUAUGGGGCACUUCCAGGGCUGCUGUCUCAUUGUACUGGGGCAGAGGCAGGGGAAGGGGGAGAGGGUCCUGCAGGGGAAGCUGUGUUGGAGGAGAGCCCCAACAAGUGCAUCCCCAGUGUGGCAGAAGGGUGAGUCCUUCGGGAGAGUCUUGGCUGGUCAGAUGUGAGACAUUACCACAGAUGGAUUCAGGGCCAGAUCCUCAGUGCCCCAGGCCUCCAGGGAGGAUGUCUAAUUGAGCCCAGCUGAGCCCCGGGGACUCAGGCAGUUUGUGCAUUAGUUUCCAGCUUCAGCAGCUCUCUAGGGGAAUGGCAGCACCUGGAAGAGCUCUGGGACUCCUCCUUACCAGUGCCAAUGUUAAAUCAAGACCCCAGUGGCGACUACUGUGUGGCAGUCAGAGCAUUGCCCAUCCUUGUCAGUGGUGAGACAGGGCAGAGCUAGGCUCUGUGGGGAGGAGGCCUGGAGCGGAUAUAGAGCUGUUGCUAAACAGCCAGGUCUGUACCUGUCACUGUGAGAUGUCAGCAGCUGGAGACUCAAAUGCCCAGACACAUGGAGGGGCCAAGUGGGGGCUGCUGAGAAGGGGAGGCUGAGAACCGAGACCCCAAACAUCAGGGCAGGGAAGAGGAACAGUUGCACAGUGACACCAAACCCCACAGUGCUGCUGGAUGUGACACUGGGAUUUCCUCACCCAGACAGACCAGGGCCCCCUCUUCUGGGCCAGGCUGCUGAGGAUUGAGCUGCCCUGGGGACCCCCACUCUGGGACUCCCUGUGUUGGGAAUGGCUCAGUUCUCCAUCAGCUGCCGCAGGGAUCAGAGACCAAACACUGCAGCACUGACUCUUAUCUUGCCCCAGCUCCUGGGCAGUUUCAGGCGUUUGGGUAAGUAAGGACAGCAGGAUUUGUCCCAGUGUCUGCACUGGGUCAUGCUGCAGUGACUCUGCUGUGUGAAUUAUCACCUCUCUCUUUGCUGCUUGAUUCCAGAGUUCAGAAGAGCCCGAGGACACACAGGUGAGUGACCCUGACCCCAUAUCAGUGACCCCAGAGCCCUCCUUGGAGAACUUUGCUUGCUACAGCCACUGCUCCCACCAUCCUGGUGACCUGAAGGUGGGCUUUGUGACCAGCAAGAUUCAGUGCAUCCCUGCUGCAUUCACCCCUCACUGCUCCCAGCCCAGCACACUCUGUACGCCCUGGGCCCUGGACAGGGCUGGUCUCUGAGCCAUGUGAGAUCCCAGGCCCAGGGUGUUUUGGGAUUCUCAGUCGAUCUCCCUGGCACUGAGCCUUGUGCAGCAGCUUCUUCUGCUACGGUUGGUCUAUUCUGUCCAUGCAGUGCCCACACGCUUCCCAGAGCCCAGCAAGUGUCCUGGGCCUGCCUUGGGAGACCUGUGCCUGGGUCUGGGAAGAUCGAUAGGUCCAUCCUUAAGGGGCUUUGAUGCCCCAGGUCAGCAAUGUGGGGUGGGUGAACCCUGCUCUUGUGAAUGGGGCAGGCUCUGCAGGGAGACCUGGUGUUUCCCGCUCUUCACUGUGCAAUACUUGGAGGGCAGAAGACCACUGUCCCAGCAGUGCCCCUGGUCUUGUCUGCAUGGGGUGUUCUUGGCCCAGUGCAUGACUCCAGUGCAAACCCCUGGAACAGAUGCACUGCCUGGGAGUGAAUGGAGAUUUGCCCCUGGGGCAGCUGAGCCCACGGAGAGGGGGCAGUCAGUGGGGAAAUGCCCCUAGCCCCCUCAGUAACCCGCACUCAGCAGUGGGCUCUUGUGCUUGGUUCCAGUUGUCUGGGCUGGCUCGAAAGAAGUGAGCACAGCCCAGAUGCAUGACCCUGCCCGGGGCUCUGUGGAGCGAGCAGUUGGCUCUGCCAGGGCUGCCCUGGCUGCAGAGCCAGCAGCACUUGGCAGACUGCAGCCAGAGGAUCAGAGACAGGGCUCCUUUUAUUAGACCAACUAUUUAUUUGGUGUAAUAAAAGAUAUUGGAUUUACCCCCAAGACCUUGUCUACCCAUGUCCUUGGACCAACAUGGCUACAACCAACACCCCCAAGGAUGGAGAAACAUUUGGCUUCCCAGACCUGAGCAGAGAAAAGGCGCCCCUUGCCGAGGGGCUGGGGUGAGCUGGGGUUCGGCCGAGGGCAGCAACCACAGGGACCUUGGUUUUGCUUUUCCAGACUGGAGGCAGGAGCCACAGUUGUGCCUCUCCCAGAACAGCCGUAGGAAGGAGUGGGGUUACAAGCAUCUGUCUCUGACCCUGCUCUUGUAGCCACCCUGGGACUGAGGCCAGUCUCACAAGGGAGGUGGCCUGCAACUGGGCCCCCUGUUCCCCCACAGCCCGGCCCCCAUCCACUCCUCAGCCCCGGGAGCAGGGCCUGCCUCUCCCCUGUCAGGCCCCAACUCCAGCUCCCCAAAACGAGCACCUGCCCCGACACACAGACCCCAUGCAGGCAGCCCUGGGUUGGGCCGCGCUUGCUGCCUCGUUCAGGGCAGGAAACCCCCAUGGCCCAGACCCGCAUGCAGGGGUGGCCGUGUGGACAGGCUCCACUUGCAGCCAAGCUGCCUGCCCCAGUGAGGUGUGGGGGGUGCAGGGUGGGCAGCGGGGCUAGCCCCAGUCCUGGCCCUGCCUGCAGGUCCUCCUGGGCACAGCAGAGGUGGCUCCUGUGUGAGCACCUGGGGCACAGGAGCAGCAGCUCCUCUGCCCUUAUGUGGGGGCAGGUAUGUGGGCUGGGGGCACUUAGGGAGUUGGGGAGAUCGGGGGGUGGGGGUGCUGCUGGCCCAGCUCACCCAAGCUCCCUCCAGCACAAGGAAUUGUCCCCCCUGCCCUAGACACUCCCUGACUGCAGGGACGGUGGGCUGGGCAGAGGUUUCUUGUAUCCAGAUGAGUGGCAGCAAGCAGAAGUGGUUGGGGUUGUGGGAAGGGUUUUGCUCAUGUGGGGCUUGGCAGGAGGCCAGGCUCAGCCACAUGUGAACAGCCGCUUCUUUGGACAGCACUUACUAGGAAACUGGGACCCAGAGGGUUCUCUUGGCAGAGCUUCAGGGCCUGGCGUGUGCUUGCGGGGCCUUUGCUUGGCACCUGUCCUGGGGACAGUGGGUCUUGCCUUGGCACAGGGGAAAGCCCAGAGGUGAAGCUCAUUCCUCUCCCUGGCCGGGGAUUCCAAACCCAUUUAAUAGAUUCAUAGACUGUAAGGCUGGAAGGGACCUCGGAAGAUCAUCGGGUCUAGCUCCCUGCACAAGGCACUCUGGAGCCAGGGGCGCCAUUCACGGGGGAGG
Molecule: messenger RNA, 6893 nt
Organism: Alligator mississippiensis (American alligator)
Lineage: Eukaryota; Metazoa; Chordata; Crocodylia; Alligatoridae
Exons: 4
Coding region: 1383-2312 (309 amino acids)
Source: RefSeq, a predicted model, not a curated record